Molecule: messenger RNA, 1058 nt
Organism: Symphalangus syndactylus (siamang)
Lineage: Eukaryota; Metazoa; Chordata; Mammalia; Primates; Hylobatidae
Product: basic proline-rich protein-like
Source: RefSeq, a predicted model, not a curated record
AUGGGUAAUGAAAUUCAUACUAUGGCACCAAAGCAUUUUGAACUUUUUAGAAACAGUGAUCAUACCAACUUAGAGCAUCAAAACCGCUCCGCCGCCGCUCCGGUCCCAGUCCGGCUGCAGAGCGAAUUGGAGAGGAUGGCACCUCCUGCUUCCCGGGGGGCGGAAGGAGCGCCAGCGCCUAAGACGGGACGUCCCGGGUUUGCAGUGACGGCGGAGUCACCCAUCCCAGCAGCCUCACCUUCUUGGAGCGCUGGUCCCUCCCCUUGGACUGAAACCCCAGGGGCCGCCGCACCGGGUGGGCGGGACCGACUACUCCCGGAUCCGCGGCUGGAGCUGCGUGCCAGGCGGGGCCGUGCGGAGCGGCUGAGUGCAGAGCGGAACACCAGGCACCUAUCGGGCCGGACUCCGGGCCGCACCCGAGCGGGCCGGGCAGCAGUGGGCGCUCGCGGUCCUCCUCUGCCCAACGCGCUCUCCCUCCGGGCCCGGCCUCCUCCGUCCCCUCCUUUUGCUCCUGCUCCUCCUCCCGCUCCUCCCCUCCUUGGGAUUGAGCACCAAAACGCCCGCCUGCAAGGUCCUCUGCUCGCUGGCAGCCAGGAGUCGCCGCCACGACCGCCGAGUCUCAGUGGGUGCCUGCGCCUUCUCCCCGCCCGCCUGCCCCGGGCCAUCCAGAAACUUGCUCCACCCGCCGAGGGUGCUCGGCAGUGCUGCCCAUGGCCCAGCCCAGGAGCCUAUUUAGGGCGCCGGACGGGCUGGACGGAGGCGCGGCUCAGCAGAGUCGGGAGGUUCGCUUCUGCCGGCCGCUUCGCGACCGCAGCUUCACCAUAGGACCCUGCAGGGCAGCGAGAGCGCAGCACUCAACGGAGCGUGGGUACCACCUGGGGCCAGAAACUGGGGCGAGGACACAGCCCACAAAAGUAACUCGGCCGAGGCAGCCUUUGGGAGUGGAGAAGCCUUGAUCGGGUUUGCCUUUGCAUUUGGUUGGAGAUAGGCAUCUCCCAAGGAGAGAGGUUGAGGUGACAGCCCUGACAAUAAACCUCUCAUCCCCAAUGCCAAUUACA